Dracunculus medinensis (Guinea worm) is the source of this 633-nucleotide messenger RNA. The record is from the annotation of a GenBank genome assembly. NCBI's taxonomy places the organism in Eukaryota, Metazoa, Nematoda, Chromadorea, Rhabditida, Dracunculidae.
AUGGUCAAUCUUCCAACAAUUUUACAAAUUUUUUCUUUUAUUUUCAUUUUAUGUGGAAGUAUCAUAAACUUCAUUGCUUUAGCAACGCCAUCGUGGCAGGUUGUUUAUGCUCGAGAACUUCAGCAAUGGAUCAAAAGUGGAUUAUGGAUGAAUUGCCAAACCAGGCCUUCUGGGAUGCUUUCUUGCGCAUACACAUUUUCUAAGAAUGAUAUAAACAUAUAUACAGGUUCGGAUCCAAUCAAUAUCAGGACACCUGCAUUUUACGAAUGGCACCAUAAUUUAUUAUAUUUAAUUUUGUUGGGCCAACUAUUCGCUCUACUUGGAAUGAUAUCAUUUUGUUUAUCACAAGCAGUUGCCAUACGUAAAAAAGCAAUGAUACUUUUGUCCUUAUUGAAUGUUGGCUCAAAUUUAGCAUUUUUAAUUUAUGCUAAUAUGGUUGAAUAUAGAUUUUACCAUGUUAGUGUCAGUGGUAUUUAUGAGAAACAUUUCGGUUUUUCAUAUUAUUUGCAUUUACUUGGUUCCAUUUUUUUGCUUUUUGGUUUGCUUUUUGCGAUUGCAUUCAUUGCGUUUUUCAAUCGGUUAAAUAAUACGGAACGAAAUCGAAUGCUUUAUUCACCAUAUCAAGUUAGUUAA